This is a messenger RNA of Acanthisitta chloris (rifleman), 3300 nucleotides long. It is a transcript of the gene ADGRD2, whose product is annotated as G protein-coupled receptor 144. Gene Ontology annotation, molecular function: G protein-coupled receptor activity. Gene Ontology annotation, cellular component: membrane. Gene Ontology annotation, biological process: cell surface receptor signaling pathway; adenylate cyclase-activating G protein-coupled receptor signaling pathway. The transcript has 26 exons. The annotation marks the transcript as partial. The record is from RefSeq and is a predicted model, not a curated record. Lineage: Eukaryota; Metazoa; Chordata; Aves; Passeriformes; Acanthisittidae.
CAGGGGAUGAAAACUUUCCAGCUGGUCAGCAUGUUUAGGAGAGACUUGAGACCCGAUUCUUGGUUCUUCAGCUUUCUGGUUGGUCUGUCCAGGACCCUCCUUGCCUUUGCAGCCCUGGCCAAGAACCAGACUUCUAAGGGUUUUGCUCCUGUCACAAUUGAGACCUCAAGACACAUGUAUGAGUAUGUGGCCACUGGUUUGGACUGGUGGCAUGCUGACAGAUACUGUGAGCAGCACUUUGCUCAGCUGCUCUUCGAACCCCAGCACAGUGAUCACGUUUCCUUCAGCAAACUGCUACAGUCCCAUCACAUCAGAGGUUCUGUCUGGCUAAAGGAAAGGAAUGGUAUCCUGCACAAACCAAAGAGGAGACGGGAUCACACUGUACCAGUCUUGGUAUUCAGAGACAAAACAGACACAAAAUACGUGAAGGUGCUCUCUGACUUCCCAGCACUGCCUGCAGUGACAGCCUGUGCCCACCUCCAGUGGGACACCAGGACCCAGGAGAUCGCUACCAUCUUCUCCUACGCUGUGCCAGCUUUCAUUAACGAGUUCCAGCUCCGUGGCUCUGUUGACGAGGAAGGCUUUGUUCGGUUUGCCCUCAUAGUCCACGGGCACCACUCCCCAUACCUGCCUGUGUUCCGUGCUGAUGGACAGUGGCAUCACUUCUGUGUCACCUGGCAGCAGGAGAAUGGCACCUGGGCCAUCUAUGCUGAUGGGAAAAGGAGAGCAUCUGCCAUUGGGUUGUGUGCUGCAGGGACGGUUGCCCCCCAGGCCAUCAAUGGCCAGGGGACCUUCAUCAUUGGGCAGGAUCAAGAUUCCCUGGGGGGCACCUUCAGGGCGAAGGAGUCCUUCAGUGGGAACAUCACUGACUUGCACAUCUGGCAGAAAGUCCUCAGUGUGGAGCAGAUUGAGAAGGUUCGGUCGUGCUGGGUGGUAGAGCAAGACCUUGUGUUUGGGUGGAGCUUCAAAGCUCUGGAGGUGGAGAGCACCGUUCAGGCAGUGACUGCACAGAUUCUUUGCCCAGGUAGGUCUCAUUGCCCUUGUGGCCUCAGCCAGGUUGGGUUGGCAGGAUUCAGUUAUGCAUCUUGUUUGCAGACUUUGCCUUUCAUCUGUCGCUACAGAAAGGAUGCAUACUGGCAACUGAAAAGAGCUAAGCUGGAGUCCAGCCACUCACUUGUUGGCCGUGUGAACGCGCACGCAGCGAGGACUGUGCAGAUUCCUGACAGCAUCUUCACGAAUGACGUCCAAGACUUGAAUCUCUCUGUGGCUCUUGGUGCUCUUGAUGUCUUGGCAACUGUCCUGAGGGAAGAAGAAAUGCUUGUGCUGGAGCCAUCUGACCUCUUUGCAGUGCUUCAAUUGCUAAAGCAAGUUGUAGAUAUGGAAGUCCAGGAGGGAGAUGAGCUGGAGGUGUUGGAGCAGUUGGGCCAGUAUUACAUGGAAGUGGCUGAGUUUAUCCUGGAAGAGCAGAAUGUUGGUGCGUGGUCAUCAGUCAGCCAGGUUAUCACAGGGCCCAUGGCUGUUGUUGAGCUCUGUGACAGAAUGGCAUCACUCUUAGUCCCACUACUGACCACAGGGAGGACAAAGAUCACGAUCCAGCACAGGAAUGUUGGGCUGGAGGUGAGGGAGCUGGAGCUGAGCGGGCAGGAGCUGAGCGGUGAGGCAUACGUGAUCCGCACCCCUGAGAAAGGAAGGCACGACCUCAUCGAAGUUCCCGCAGAAGAAAUGCAAAGACUGAAAGGCAGAGGUCUGCGCAGAGUCACGGUGAAGAACAUGUGGUUUGGGUACAGUUCCCUGCAGCGCUGCCUGUCCAGCGCCGGCAGCAGCGCCGAGUCCCAGCACGGGGGACAGAGGUACCUGGGCACCACAGUGGGCACUGCUGUGAUCUCAUCCACUCUGCUCAGUGACUACGAGGAGAUCAGCACAUCUGUGCGCUAUCGCCUGCAGCACCGCAGCCAGGACCUGCCUGACAGACUGGUGGGGCCCAUAUGUGCCUUCUGGAACUUCAGCCUCAGCCCAGAUGCUGGUGGGAUGUGGUCCACAGCUGGCUGCUCUGUGGUGACAUCUCUCCCAGACUCCACUGCCUGUUUUUGCAACCACACCACAAAUUUUGCCAUCCUGCUGCAAGUGUAUGAGCUGGAGAGGACCACCAAGGAGGAGUUUACACUGCAGACCUUGACUUUCAUCGGAUGUGGAGUUUCCUUCUGUGCCUUGAUAAGCACCUUCAUUUUGUUCUUGGUAGUUCGCAUCCCCAAGAGUGAACGAACAACUGUGCACAAGAACCUGAUCUUUGCACUGGCUGCAGCAGAAGCUCUGCUCAUGUUCAGUGAGUUGGCCAAGACCAGCCAGGUGCUGUGCUUCAUGGUCACUGCCUUCCUGCACCUCUUCUUCAUGGCAGCCUUCUCCUGGAUGCUGGUAGAGGGACUUCUCCUCUGGAGCAAAGUGGUGGCAGUCAACAUGAGUGAGGACAGGAGAAUGAAGUUCUACUAUGUGACAGGCUGGGGCCUUCCAGUCCUUAUCGUGGGGGUGACCCUUGCCACUUCCUUUAACAAGUACGUGGCAGACAACCACUGCUGGCUGAAUGCUCAGACCAACGUCAUCUGGGCCUUCGUUGGUCCUGUGCUCUUCAUCCUGGCUGUGAACACGUUCGUGCUGCUCCGGGUGGUGAUGGUGACUGUGUCCAGUGCUCGCAGGAGAACAAAGAUGCUGACGCCCAACAGCAGCCUGGAGAGCCAGAUUGGAGUGCAGAUAUGGGCCACAGCCAAGCCCGUCCUGGUGCUGCUGCCCGUGCUGGGGCUGACCUGGGUGUGUGGGGUCCUCGUCCACCUUAGCAUCAUCUGGGCCUAUGUCUUCAUCGUGCUGAACUCCCUCCAGGGCCUGUACAUAUUCCUGGUCUAUGCAAUCUACAGCAGUGAGGUGAGGAAUGCCAUCCAGAGGAUGAAGGACAAGAAGAAAGCCCUCUCAUUCACAAAUUGCUCUCAUCCCAUCACCUACUUAUCAAGUCCAAGAAACACAACCUCCUGGGAGACAGGGAAGACAAGUCCUGCAGCUGAGAAUGCCUUGCCAAGCCCUGUGCAGAAAGACCCUCCAGCGAAGAACAUCACCAGCAAGGGAAAUUUUGGAGCCAGAAUUCCCAUGGGGAUUUCAUCGAUUAUGUCACCUGAGAGACCGGCUGUAGAGCUGAUGGCGUUCAAAUCCUCAGGUUGUAGGAAGGCCAAUGUCACCAUGGAGGUGGUAGAAUUAGAACCAGAAAUCCCUCCUAAGCCCCAGACCUCUGCUAGAUGGAUCACUGGGGAGAGGUGA